Messenger RNA from Manduca sexta (tobacco hornworm), 2289 nucleotides. RefSeq lists its product as uncharacterized. Bases 177 to 1886 code for a protein of 569 amino acids. The record is from RefSeq and is a predicted model, not a curated record. Lineage: Eukaryota; Metazoa; Arthropoda; Insecta; Lepidoptera; Sphingidae. The transcript has 2 exons.
UCAAUUAGACAGUUGUGUACAGUACCUACCUAUAUUACUUACUUCAUGUCAAAGAAUAUAGUACUCUCUAACGAGAACUCCAUGUAAGUAAAUUGUAGUGUACUGCUUUGGUGAACACAGAAAGUUGUCGGUUAUAAUUAUUUCAUCUAAAGUAAAUGUAGGCAAGAUCCAUCAACAUGAUUAUAUUUACUGGGAACAGUCUAAAUGAGAGACAUCGAGAGUUGAACUCAAAAGUGAAUCAAGCAGUAACAAAUGGUGUGUCAUUUGAUAAUGUCAAAUUACAAAAUGAGAAGACUGACAUUGACAGACUGUUUAAAAUAGACUUGGCAAACAAGAAAAAAAACAUAGACUACAUUAUCGAGACCCUCAAGUGCGGAGACAGCGUGUAUAUCACCAGAGCAUUAAAAUGUCAAUGGCUUUAUCAACAAGAGUAUGCCCACAUUAUCAAUCCAGAUUACCUGGAACAGUGUGUCUUUCCAGAAAUGCCAUUUAAGAUGAGAAGGAAAUUUUUAAAGUUGAUAUCCCAGCACAUGACGGACAGUGAUCGAGCAGCUCUGUUCUGCUCUUACUGUAUAAAAAUGAAAUUACCGGAAAUAGCUCUCAAGUUUCUGUGGUAUUCUCCAGAAUCAAAGAAAGUAGAGGUGAUUAAAGGCCACCAUAUAUUUAUCUCUGUCAAAGAUAUGGUAAACAUUAUUGGCGAUUCAUUCACUUUAGCUACAACUGUAUUAGAUGAAGUAAACAAAUACGAGGUUUGUAAUUUUCUAAAACUGUUGAGCUACCUGUAUUCUGUGUCGGAUGUUAAAUAUCUGGAUCUCGUUGAGAAAUAUAUGUUUAAACAUGAAUUAACUUGGCCAUCGAAUCAAAGGUUUGGAUUGCGACUUUCUAAACAUAUAAUGAACAACCACAAAAACAGGCUGUUUUGCCACACAAAACUGUACCUAAGCAUGCUGAAUAGAAAAAUGCUAGUAAAAUGUAGCACAGCUGACGAUGUAAAAAAAUAUGUUACAAAUCUAUAUUUUUACACAUUCUGGGACUUUUAUAGGGAAUAUGAGUUUAUACUAGAGGUAAUUCCGCUAGAAACACGGCUACAAUACCUAAAAGAGGUUUUCACUAAGCACUACCCAGGACAAGAAUUUGAAAUGAGUAUGAAUUUUUAUUAUGCUGGUUUAUACAAAUUAAUGACAAAUGCAGAGAGAGAAGCUUGGGCCCUGGAACAUGUAAAGUCUGGUCUUGAGCAUUUUGGUCAUGGUCAAGAUUUUAAAUGGUACGAGUUUGUAUCGUUUGACAAAGCAUUUGAGCCUCUCAAAAAAUACAUAUUAAUUGCUGCUAAUGCUGACCUCAGGAUCGAUAUUGUCAAUGUGCUAGUCAUCAGCGCACAGUCAGACCGCGAAUUAGAAAAGUUGUUUAAUUAUUACUAUCAGAGAUUCGUUAACGAAAUGAUAAGUAAUAAAGAAAAGUUUAUUGACAAAGUAUUAAGUAUCCAUAGCUACCAUAAAUUCGAUGAGAAUUGCUGGCAGGCAUUUAAUAAAAUAUUACACAGCAUGGAUGUCUACGAUAAUAAGAAUGCCUAUAGCUGCAGAGCAGAAUAUAAGUUAGUCGCAAUAGUUUACGCUAUCAUUCACAAAAUAGAACUACAUGACGCUCUAAAGCAACACAUUGAUGAUGGAUUGAAUUUGUACUUAUUUAAACAGCUAACUGACAAAUUGACUGCAGAGGAUGUUGAGAUUGUCUAUAAUUACAUAAUUAAUUACUAUUUAAAGAAAAUAAAUGAGUUCAAUGUUGAAAACUAUGAUGAACACACUAAAUUUGGUGUUAGAAAAUAUAUACAUAGUCUAUUGGAACUAAUGAUUCGAUAUGAUAAGCCUAAAAAGAUAUUCCAGAUAUAGUCAUGAAAUUCGUCGCACUAGACCGCGAGGAAUACAAGUAUAACAGUUUUUAGGGAAGAAGAAAUCCCCUUCACACAAUUUGUCCUGGUGAAAGAUUUAAAAAAAGAUGCAUCUAUAGUAGUAUCAAAAAUUACAUUACUCAACAAAAAUCUUGAAAACAGAACGAGAUUCAAUCUUACUUAUCUGCUCAGAAAGUUAAAGAUUUACUUUUCUACCGAUAUUGCACUAAAUUUUGUAGAAUUAUUCAAUAAAAUACUAUCUACAGGUGAAUUAUGUGAAAUAACUUACGAUGCUGCCGUUUACGGAAUAUUUAAUCUAGCAGAGUAUGCAGAUAGAGUUGGAUUGGUUUCCAAAUAUGUUCCAACUGAAUCAAAAAUAGACCAUGUUGAGAUUGAACGGAAAA